GACACAACGCUGCGGGGGUGUUUUAAUGUGCACACAUAUUUGUUACGUUGUAUUGCAUGAACUGUACGGUUGAGGACGGGCUGAUUUGAACUGGACUGUUUUCUGGUAUUGGUAAAUAAGUGACUGUGUAGCCGAGUGGUUUACUGAACUGGCGCGGGAUUUAUGGAAAUGGAGUGUGGGAUCUCGGUGUAUCAUCAUUAGUACGACUACAAAGAGAAAGGGGAACUCAUCGCCAAACUGAAUCACACCCAGUUGAACAGGCUACAGACUUGGAACUUUUAGCAGGCAGGAUGGAACGACGUCGCAAACUUAGUUUAUCUUUGGCUUUGAUCCUGUCUUGUUUACAGUGGACAACUUCUUUCAAUCUGGAUAUUGACAAACCCUAUGUAUUCUCUGGACCUAAAGGAAGUUAUUUUGGAUUUUCUGUGGAUUUCUUCCAGCCAAAUAUUAAGCAGUCAAACAUCCUUAUAGGAGCUCCCAGAGCCAACACCACCUCAGCUUCCACAGUGGUGGAGAGAGGGGCUGUCUAUACCUGCCCAUGGCAGAAGAGUGGUGACUGUACCCAAGUACAGUUUGACAACACUGAUGAUCGGAAGAAUAUGGAGGGGGUCCAGAUGGAGUUCAAGUCCAACCAGUGGUUUGGAGCCACGGUACGGUCAAACGGUGAACACAUCCUGGCCUGUGCACCCCUCUACCAGUGGAGCACGUACAGCUUCUCAGAGCGAGAGCCUGUCGGAACAUGUUUCCUGAAGAAGGGAGGAGACGUGGUGGAGUACUCUCCCUGUCGAUCUAAUGCUAACUCUCCAGAGGGACAAGGCUUCUGUCAAGCUGGAUUCAGUAUUGAUUUUGUCAAGAAUAACAGGGUGGUUGUUGGAGGCCCUGGUAGUUUCUAUUGGCAAGGACAGCUGAUCAGUGACGACAUAUCUGAGAUCAUCACCAAGUUCAACAACCACUACUACACUCCUUACAGUAACCAGCUGACCACCAAGUCCGCCAGUGCUCAGUACGAUGACAGCUAUUUAGGAUACUCUGUGACCGUCGGAGACUUCAAUGAGGAUGGGGAGGAUGAUUACAUUACUGGGGUACCCAGGGGAGACAAAGCUCUGGGCUAUGUGAACAUCUUCAAUGGGAGGAACAUGGAGUCAAUGCUGAACUUCACAGGAACGCAGAUGGCUGCCUACUUCGGCCAUUCUGUGGCAGCCACCGACCUCAAUAACGAUGGGCUAGUGGAUCUGUUUGUGGGGGCCCCUCUGUUCAUGGAGCGUGGCAGUGAUGGGAAGCUGCGGGAGGUGGGCCAGGUGUCUGUGUUCCUGGGGAAGGGAGGGUUCUCCUUCCACACCCCCGUCACACUGAGUGGAACGGAGAUCUACUCACGCUUCGGCAGUUCUAUAGCCGCACUGGAAGACCUGGAUAUGGACGGCUUCAAUGACAUUGCCAUAGCUGCACCCUACGGCGGGCCGAAGCACCGCGGCCUAGUGUACAUCCACAAUGGGAGGGCGGCAGGGCCUGACCCAGUGCCUUCCCAGGUCCUAGAGGGGAGGUGGGCCUCCUCUUACAUGCCCCCCAGCUUUGGAUACUCCCUACACGGAGCCACCGAUAUUGACCAGAACGGAUACCCAGACUUAAUAGUCGGUGUAUUUGGUGCAGACAAAGCCGUUCUAUACAGGGCCCGGCCGGUCAUCAGUGUUAACGCCACCCUGGACAUCAGCCCGCAGAUCCUCAACCCGGAGGAUAGGAACUGCAAACUGCCUGACCAUGACACACCAGUGUCCUGUUUCAAAGUGAAGUACUGUGUUAAGGCGAGUGGGAGAGGCGCCCCAGCCUCACUGAAGUUCCAUGUUGACCUGGUGUUGGACAGACUCAAACACAAGGGGGCGACAAAGAGAGUUAUGUUCCUCCACAGCAAGACGUCCCGGUACGCCAAGAACAUGACGGUCAGCAACGGCCGAGGACCAGCCUGCGAGGAGCAGGAAGCCUUCCUCAUAGAUGACUCUGAGUUCCGGGACAAGAUCACCCCCAUCUCUGUGUUCAUGGAGUUCACUCUGGACUACCAGCAGGCUGCAGAUAAGACCGGCCUACUGCCUAUCCUGGACCAGACUACCCCCACCAACAUCUCCAAACAGGCCCAUAUCCUACUGGACUGUGGAGAUGACAACAUCUGCAAGCCAGACCUCCAGCUGUCUGUAGUGAGUGACCAGAAGGAGAUCUACAUAGGAGAUGAUAACCCCUUGACCCUGGAGGUGACAGCGGAGAACAGAGGAGAGGGGGCGUACGAGGCAGAGCUACAUGUCUUCCUUCCUCCCCAGGCCGACUUCACUGGAGUCGUACGCAACAGUGAGACACUGUCUAGACUGUCCUGUGCCUAUAAGACCGAGAACCAGACCAGGGUGGUAGUGUGUGAUCUGGGGAACCCCAUGAAAGGAGGAACUAAGGUGCUGGCCGGUCUGCGCUUCAGCGUUCACCAGCUCUCAGAGCAGGACACGUCUGUCAAGUUUGACCUGCAGAUACAGAGUUCCAACCAGUUCAACAACACCAGCAGUCUGGUCUCCAGCAUCACAAAGCUGGCUGUCCUCGCCAAGGUGGAUAUCAGAGGGGUGUCCGCCCCAGACCAGAUCUUCCUGCCCGUCGCUAACUGGCAGCCUAAAGAAAACCCUGUGGUAGGAGAUGACAUCGGCCCACAGAUACUGCACGUCUAUGAGUUGCGUAACAGAGGCCCCAGCACAUUCAGCAAGGCCAUGCUGGACGUAGAGUGGCCCUACAGGUUCACCAACGGCUCUCUGCUCUACAUCACCAAGCUGGAGGUGGACGGGGACGGAGGAAUGAACUGCAGUACGGACAUGGAGAUCAACCCGCUCAAUGUCUCA
Coregonus clupeaformis (lake whitefish) is the source of this 2864-nucleotide messenger RNA. RefSeq names its product integrin alpha-V. Gene Ontology annotation, biological process: cell adhesion mediated by integrin; cell-cell adhesion; cell-matrix adhesion. Lineage: Eukaryota; Metazoa; Chordata; Actinopteri; Salmoniformes; Salmonidae. Gene Ontology annotation, cellular component: integrin complex; external side of plasma membrane. Gene Ontology annotation, molecular function: integrin binding. The record is from RefSeq and is a predicted model, not a curated record.